This is a messenger RNA of Oryza brachyantha (malo sina), 1991 nucleotides long. RefSeq lists its product as uncharacterized. The transcript has 5 exons. The record is from RefSeq and is a predicted model, not a curated record. The coding region runs from base 1 to 1782 and encodes 593 amino acids. Lineage: Eukaryota; Viridiplantae; Streptophyta; Magnoliopsida; Poales; Poaceae.
AUGGACUUCACCGCGCCGUCGUUCUCCCUCGGCUCGGAGUUCGACUCCGAUGGCGACUGCGGCGGCGGCGGCGACGAGCCCCAGGAGGGAGGACGCCGGGAGGAGCAGGAGCGGCGGCAGUAUGAGGCUCCCGACGCGCCCUCAUUCUCGCUCGGUAUCGACUACGAUGGCGAUGGCGACGGUGGCGAUGAGGUCCACCUCGCCGACGGAGACCACCGGGAGGGGCAGCGGUGGCGUUAUGAGGCGCCCGAUGCGCCGCCUUUCUCUCUCGGCAUCGACUUCGGCGACGACGAGCCCGGCCUCCCCAACACGGACCGCCCCGAGGAGCAAGCGCGGCGGUAUGAGGCGCCUGAUGCACCCUCAUUCUCCCUGGGAUUAAACGACGAUGACGAUGAUUUUCUCACCGGCGGCAGCCAUCACGAGCAAUCGCGUACCCAGGUGACGCCGCCGGCCCGCACCUCGCUCGGCACUGUUGAGGACGACGACGACGACGACUUCGUCCUCGCCGGUGGCCAGCAGCAAAAGCAACGGCUGCAUGGAACCCUUGUCCCCAACCCGACACCACCGUCGGCAGAGACGGCUCGAUUCAAGCGGCUGCGUAGAGGCCCUGCGCCUCCAUCUGAAGCGCCAACACCACCUCCCCGUUGGGCACCAGCGCCGCUGAAGAUGGAAGCGUCUCCCGUGGUGAGCUCGAAGAUCGACUUGGGGGCUAUUGGGAGCUUCGAGGAUGAGAUUGAGGAUUUCACUGACGAGGAGAGACCCACGCGAGACAUGCCACCAUCAGCUGGCAGUUGCAUAACUUCAAGUAGCUCAAAAUUCUCUCAAGCCAGCAACUCAAAGUUCUCUCUGAUGAACCGUGGUGUACUCAUGAGUCAAUUAACAAAUAAAACAAAGAAAUUUACACAUGUGCCUUGUUAUUCAGCUUCAAAAUCUUUGGAAGAAAGCUGCAGCAAGAAAUUGCUCCCUAAGAUAACAUUGAGCCCGAUGAGGAAAAUCCAUUUGCUCGAUUCAGACAGUGACUUAGAUGACAAGGAUAGACCUAGCUUGCGGCCAAAGAGCAAAUCACAAGCGGACACUGUUCUAGAUAAUACCAACGCUGAGAUGCGUGUCAGUUGGGUGACACCUGCUCUUGAUGAAUUCUGCAACGAAUAUUUCAAAUCUGUGAAAGAACAAAGACCUCAGCAGGAAAAUGACAGUAGUUUUUGUGUUCCCAAAGCUAUACGUUUUAACUAUCCCGUUAGUGAAACUGGAGGACACUUCCAACAUCAAGCCACUCCAAGUGGGGCUGCACUACAUGACAAUAUUACAGAUAGCCAUCCUCCUGCAAUGGAUUAUUUUUUCCACCAUGACCCAUUGGUUCGUGAGCUAGUCCGUGAAAGACUAGAGCAUUUUGUUCCAAUUGGGGUAGAUAGCAGCAGAGGAAAUGAGCAAGAUGUCCAAUACAGGAGUCAGAUCGACAGGUGUGCUUCUGCUAAUGAGCGGUGGGUGACUCCAAACAAGAGAACAUCUGUUGGAACUGAAAUUGGCACAAGAAGAAUAAACCCUAGUGGAAUUUCUGGUUCUGGCCAUUGGUUUACUGGAGAAGAUGGAAAAAGGGUUUAUGUCUCCAAAAAUGGCCAGGAGUUGACUGGCAGGAUUGCCUAUCGACAAUACAAAAAGGAAAGUGGUAAAGGAUUUCGCCAAAAGAAGAAAAAUUCAGCUGGAACUAAAGGUGGUUCCACUAGAGCAAAGAAAACAACUAAAGUGAAACAAGAAAAGCGUACAUCAAAGAGGAAGCGCUGAAUUCAAGUCGUGCUACCCUCGCUUUCACAGGCGGAAAUGUAAUUAUUGUUCAGUUCAAUUCAUAGAGUUGUAUGACAUGGUUAUGGCUGGAGAAAAUAAUCACCCAAAGCUUCAAUGCUCUUUGAUAAGGUGAUUUGGGUGACUGGUUGGCUUGGUAAUUGCUUUGUUACUGUUUUACAAAUUAAGAAUCGUGCUCGACGGCUCGUGGU